Messenger RNA from Drosophila virilis, 1359 nucleotides. It is a transcript of the gene beat-Vc, whose product is annotated as beaten path Vc. The record is from RefSeq and is a predicted model, not a curated record. Lineage: Eukaryota; Metazoa; Arthropoda; Insecta; Diptera; Drosophilidae.
GGCAAUGUAAAAGCGUUUCCGCUUAAUGCGCGCAAAGGACAACGUCAGCAGUAACAGCAGCAGUAGCAGUAGCAGUAACAGCAGGAUUACAUACGAAUUUCGCAAGGAUUUGGAAAUGAGCCACCCACCAGAGACACAGUCAGCGGCGCUGCCGACGCCAACGCCGCAGCUGCUGCUGCGUCUGCUCGGCGCGCAGCUGCUGAUCCUCAGCAUACUGAAUGCCGUACAGCCCAUCGAGGCACUGCAUCUAUCGAACCUCUCCGUCCCGCGAAUUAUCGAUGUCGCCCAAAAGGCCAAACUGUUCUGCAGCUAUGAGAUGGGCAAUCGGACACUCAACUCGGUCAAAUGGUAUAAGGAUGGCCAGGAGUUUUUCAGAUACUCGCCGCUAACGCCGCCGACAACAAAUUGGUUUCCCGUCAAAGGUGUCACCAUUGCCGACGGCUCGUCGCAUUGCAAUCAAUUCAUCUGCAACGUGGAACUGGAGAAGCUGAAUGUGCACUCGUCGGGCCAGUACCGCUGCGAGGUGUCCGGCGAUGCGCCCGAAUUCAAGCUGAUCGAUAAAGCGGCCAAUAUGACCGUUGGCGUGCUGCCAAAAUUCGAUCCAUUCAUCACUGGGAUGCGGCAUGCCUAUAAAUACCGUGAUACGCUGUUGGCCAACUGCAGCUCCGAAUGGUCAAAUCCAGCGGCGAGGCUUACGUGGUACAUCAACAACAAAACUGCACCACAGAUGCAGCUGCAACCGCAAAUCAAUGAAGUCACACGCAACGUCGAAGGCUUUCCGCUAUAUGCCAGCAAUCUGCAGCUGCGCCUCCAUCUCGACGACAAGCGCUUCAUCGGCAAGAGCGAAAUGCUGGAGCUGCGCUGCGUUGCGGAUAUCAUGGGCCUGCCCGCCGUGCGCCGUGAGAGCUCCAUGCGCACCACCGUACUGGCGCUUAAGGACAGCGGCUACAAUCAGCGGCUAAUUGAGAAUGGCACCUGUGCCAGUGCUCGAGCAGCCACAUUUGCCGCCUGGUUGCUGUGCCUGACGUCCUUGAUGCGCUGGCACUGCACUCUAAGUUAGUAGCUGACCCUUUUGGCCGCCCUACUUUUAGCCUAAUUUUACAUAAGCAUUUUAAGUCCAGUCAAGGCGACAAUUCGAUGGGAUGUUUUUAGCGCCCAACUACGCCAAUGAAAGAAAAAUUUAAAGUUAACAAGGCAACUGUUGAAUUUGUAUAUAUAUUUACAUAUACACAUAUAUAAAUAUAUAUAUUAACUAUAAAGUAAUUGCAGAGUCCCAAUCGAAUCAGCUUAAACAGUUCUUCGACCCGGCUCUAGCGAUUUUUCUUUAUGUAAUACCAAAAUGUGUGUAAGCACAAAAAA